GAUGCUUUAUUCAAGAGUCCAAGAUUUUCAAAGAUGCACGCUGAUAAAAUAAGAGCAGUAAGGGAAGGUGAGUCUAUGAUAGUCGCCGUGAUGGAUUACAAUUUAUAUCUCACGAGGGUCGUUCUCGUGGACAAUGAAGAUCCAAUCAUAGAGUGGGAAGGUAAGCUUAACCAACAAACUAGGAUAUCUAAAGUUUUUCACUGUGACGGUUUAUUGUUAUGCGUCUUGAAAGAUGAUCAUACCAAAGUUGUCGUUUGGAAUCCUUAUUGGGGACAAACAAGGUUGAUAGAAUCUAGAUAUUCAUGGGGACAUAAGAGGUUGUGUCUCGCUCUCGGAUACGAGGACAAGGGAUCGUCUCGUAGCUACAAAUUCUUGAGGUUUAUAGAUGUGUGGUCAUGUUAUGAGAUUUACGAUUUCGACUCCAGUUCAUGGAAGGAUCUUGACAUCACUCCCAGUGUGGCGUGACUCUCAAGGGAAACACUUACUAGCCUGCUACAAAAGGAAGAAACCCUGUCGACGAGUUUGACGAUCAUAUAAUCUGUUUCGAUUUUACAAGUGAGAGCUUUGAUCCCCUUCUGCGUCUCCCUUUUGACGUUGGGCGUGAUGACGAUGUGACUUUAUCAUGUGUUAGAGAAGAGAAGCUUGCGGUUUUAAUUACUCACAACGAAGUAGGUCCAAUGGAGUUUGAGAUAUGGAUUACUGCUAAGAUUGAGGCCGGAGAGGUGUUGUGGAGUAAGUUAUUGAGCGUGGUGGAUACCGUUCCUUACCCUCUGAUUACAAGUAAAAGUUUCUUUAUUGACGAGGAGAAGAAAGUCGCAAUGGGUUACUCCAAAACAUUUAACAUCGUUGGAAAGGCUGAAUACUUUAAAAAGCUGGAACUUGCAGGCAGAGACAGAAACGGUAAGGUAAAAGUGUGCUCUUAUGCUCCAAGCUUAGUGCAUAUCAAGCAACCUGGUGCAGGAGGAAGUCAACAAAGCGACUUAGAAAAACAACGAUUUGAUCAAAUUAUGUCUGAGUCUUGCCGCUAUUGAAAAGCGUAAGCAGCGUCUAAUAUCCUGCAAAAACGAGGAGAAAAACCAAGAUGAAUAGUCUUUCAUAUAUGUCUUUCAGUUACUCUUAGCUCUUCUGAUGUAGCUCCAAGCUUAGUGCAAAUCAAGCAAAAUGAGGCAAAAGGAAACAACAAAACGUCUUGAAAACGCAAGGAUGUGACUAGUCUCAGUUGACAAAGCUUAGUUUAUGUAUUUGCAUUUAAUUACUCUUCUUAAUUUUUGUCUUUUCUUAAGCUGACCUUGUUUUCGUGUUGAUAAACCUUCUUUUACAACUCUUAAGUCAUUACAGCUACAACUCAACCAAAUAAAAAGGCGAAUGAUUCAGGUGGACACAGGAUGUAUAGAAAAAAAAACAUAACUAACAAUGAAAAUCUAUUUUAAAAUGGUCCCAUUCGGAUGUUACAAAAAAUCGGGUUGGAUUAAAGUCGGAUCCGGGUGGGUUUGGGUGGGUUCGGGUUUUAACCCUAAUAACCAAACUACUCGAUUUGAUUUAGUUAUUUUAUAUCCAAACUACUCAAACCUACCUAUAAUAAUUUUAAAACUCAAAAAUACUUAAUUUAUAUAGUGCAAAUUGGCUUUUUUUCUUCUGAAAGUAACUAUGGAUAUAAUGUUAUUAGAGUAUUUUUAUCUAAAAUAUGUGUUUUUUAUCUAUAAAUAUUAAAUACCAAAAAUAACUAAUAUAUUUGAUUUAUAAUUUUAAUUUUAGGUACUGAUACUAUUAUAAAUAGAAUUUAAAUGUUCGGAUACUCAUUCGGAAGAGGCAAAAUAUACAUUUAUGGAGACUAUAUUUGUGGCAAAACAGUUUUAGGAACCUGAUGAUCUAAUAAAUUUAAACAAAUUUAUUCAAUUAUCUAUCAACAAAAUUUUGAUUUACUUACUAUUAAUUUAUUUAUUUUUAUUUGAUAAUGUACACUUACAAUUAAUUUUAACGAUAUACAUAAUAUAUACAAAAUAUGAUAUAGAAGUUAGAUGUAAAAAAAUACUUGAACUUAAAUUAAGUUUAUUUUUAUUAAACUGAUAUAUAUAUAUAUAUAUAUAUAUAUAUACUAAUGGUGAUAUAUGAGUUAUUAGUUAUUAAUAUAUUUCAAAAAUAAAUUGCUAAAAAUAAAUAUUUAUAUAGAAAGUUAUGAUAUAAGUUAUUAGUUAUUAACUUAUUUAGAAAUCAUUGUCAAAAAAUAAAAAACUUUAUAAAAGAAAUAUACAUGUCACAAUGACAUAUCAUAUUUAUUUAGAAAUUAUGCCAUUUUUUCUUGUUAAGAAUGAAUGUGGUAAUGACACAUUUACAAAUUAUUUUGUAAAUAGUGUUUAUGGGAAUAGGAUUGACUGGAUUGUGGAUAUGGUUUAAUUUUCAGAUUGUUUUUGUGAUAUUUUUCUUCAGUUUUCAUUGUAUAUAAGAACUUAAAAUAAAAACUUUUAGUGGGAAAGUUGAUAAAUGUAUAAACGUGUUUUUCUUUUGAAGCCCAUAUAGUUGGAUAGUAAUUCGGCGGCCGAACUACGCAAGCUAAACUAUAAAAGUGUCUCGUUUCUUAUUUAAAAAAAAAAAACUAGAUUCACUCGUCUUGAAAGGCACAGUGUGCGCCAUCGCCGCUCCCGUCAACAACGCCGACAUGAUCUUCACUUCGUCUCAGGACAAGUCAGUCCAGAUUGAAACAGUGACGAAGAUCUCUGACCUUCCGGAAAAUUUGGUUGAGGAGAUUCUGUCUAAGGUUCCGUUGAAAUCAAUGAGAGCAGUGCGUUUAACCUGCAAACAUUGGGAAGCUUUAUCCAAGAGUCGAAGCUUUUCAAAGAUGCAUAUUGAUAAAAUAAGAUCAGGUGAGUCUCUGAUGAUCGCAAAGAUGGGUAUGGGUUGCAAUCUUUAUCUCGUGAGAAUCGUUCUCGGCGGCGUCAAUGAAGAUCCAUUUAUAGAGUGCCAAGAUAGGCUUACUUGCAAAGACAAACAAACUAAAAUAUCUCAAGUUUUCCACUGCGAUGGUUUAUUGUUAUGCGUCUUGAGAAUGAGAGAUGAUGUUACCAAAUAUAUUGUUUGGAAUCCAUAUUUGGGUCAAACUAGUUCCAUAGAGUCUCCAUACUCUCACCGCCCAGCCGGAUGGAACUGGUUCACAUACGCUCUCGGAUACGAGGACAAAGGCUCAACUUGUCGUGGCUACAAAUUAUUGAGGUUUAGAGACAAGUUUUUUGAUACACCUAUGCACCAGUAUUCAUGUUAUGAGAUUUACGAUUUCGACUCCAGCACAUGGAAGAGACUUGACAUCACUCCAAACUCGUCGCGUAGACUACCUUAUUGGGGUGGUGUGUCUCUCAAAGGAAACACAUACUGGCUUGCUUCACAAAGAAACACAGGACAAGACUUGCUUGACGAUCACAUAAUCUGUUUCGAUUUUACAAGUGAGAGUUUUGGUCCUCUUCUGCCUCUCCCGUUCUACGCUGGAGCUAACGAUGAUGUGACUAUAGCAUGUGUUAGAGAAGACAAGCUUGCUCUUUCACUUUCUCGCAUCAACGAAGCUGGUGAAUUGGAGUUUGAGAUAUGGAUUAGUACAAAGAUUGAGGCCGAAAAGGUGUCGUGGACCAAGUUCUUGACAGUGGAAACGGAAAUGGAACUUCACCCUCUGUUUAAUUCUGGUAGUUUCUUUAUUGACGAGGAGAAGAAAGUAGCCAUGAGUUACUCCAAAACGUUUAACAUUGUCGGAGAGGAUGGAUACUUAAAAAAGCUGAAAUUCAGAGAACGUUUAGGCAUAGACAGAAACUGUAGCGUAAUGUUGUCGUCUUAUGUUCCAAGCCUAGUGCAUAUCAAGCAACCUGCUGUUGGAGACAAAAGGAAACAACACAAGGAUUUUGAAGCGCAAGGAUAUGAUAAAAAAAAAGGUUAACAAAGCUUAGUCUAUGUACGUGCAUUGUCUUGUCUUAAGAUGUACCUUGUUUUGGUGUUGUUAAACCUUCUUUUACAACUCUUUUAAAUCUUUUAUUAAAGCUA
Molecule: messenger RNA, 4020 nt
Organism: Brassica rapa (field mustard)
Lineage: Eukaryota; Viridiplantae; Streptophyta; Magnoliopsida; Brassicales; Brassicaceae
Product: F-box protein At2g38590-like
Molecular function (GO): protein binding
Source: RefSeq, a predicted model, not a curated record